Molecule: messenger RNA, 1725 nt
Organism: Salarias fasciatus (jewelled blenny)
Lineage: Eukaryota; Metazoa; Chordata; Actinopteri; Blenniiformes; Blenniidae
Exons: 10
Coding region: 73-1701 (542 amino acids)
Biological process (GO): response to bacterium
Source: RefSeq, a predicted model, not a curated record
CGAGGUGUCUGGUGAAUACAAACAAAACCUGCUGCCACUGCUUCCGUGCAGCACAGAAGAAGGAGAAACAGAAUGAGAGAAGCAAACAAGUUGAUUUUGGUCUUUUUCUGCAGUGUUCUGUUCUGGGCCUUGUGUGUUCCUCAAAAAAGUCAGGUGUCUCAGCCCGAUGCAUUUGAAACAGUUGAACUUGGAGACUCGGCAACCAUUCGGUGCUUCGUGAUGAGCCCAGUGUCGAAAAGAGUGUGGUACAAAGUGACUGUGGAGAGGAAACUGGAGCUUGUUGCGAUGCUGGAUGCUACCCAUAAUAGCAGCGUAUUUGUUGAUGAAUCUCAUCAGCGUUACUCUGUGAAAUUUGACUGGAUCAACAACCAUCUGGUGAUUUCUCCAGUUGCAUGGAGCGAUGCUGGGACAUAUUUCUGCGGAGCCGUGCACCUCGACAACAUUCAGUUUGGAUCUGGGACCCAUUUGCUGCUGAAAGGUGUGGAACUCACCAAUGGUUAUGUGCUCAACUGCUCUGUUCCGUCUGAUGGCAUGGACGUUCCCGAGACACAUCAAACUAUGAGAUCCCCAUUGCCAAUCGCUAUCUUGGGCAUUUUCCUGCUUCUCGUUUCAUGCAUGAUCACCGCAGGAAUCUACUGUCUUUUCACAGGAUCACAUUGUUCCCACACCACUGGUACAGAGGAACAUGUAGCCCACCUCAAAGUCAUGAGACCAAAGAAAAGAGACGACACAUGGAUUCAUUUGACAGCUUUAAAACUGGCAUUGAAGUUUGAAACGGCUGAUGUUGGGCAGACCGUGACUUUGAAAUGCAACUGUCAGAUCAAAGAAAUGCUGCUGUGUUACUGGUUCAAGCAAAGUCUUGGAGAGAAACCAAAGUUGUUGUCCACAUUCUUCAGCCACAAAGAUACGGGCAACUUGGAGAAGGAAUUUAUUGAGGACUCACGUUUCGCUCUGGAUGUUGGAAGCUACAAAAAUGACUUGGCGAUAUCAGAUCUAAGAAUUUCAGACUCAGCAACAUACUUCUGUGUGGCAAGCAAUCUAUACAACUUUGAAUUCUGCGAGGGGAUCACUGUCAGUGUUCAGGAUUCAGGUUUGCCCAUCGAAACCUCAAUCUAUCAGUCAGUAUCUGGAACAAACCAAACAAGGGACUCUGUGAUGCUCAACUGUAUGGUGCACACCAGGGGCUGUGAUCAAGAACACAGAGUUUACUGGUUCAAAAGCUCUGGAGACAGUCACCCAGGGCUCAUUUACACUCAUGGAGAUGGCAGUGAUCAGUGUGACAGGACACCCAGCACACAACCUCACACCUGCAUCUACAACCUGCCGAUGAAGAGCUUGAGUCAGCCUCAUGCUGGGACCUACUACUGUGCUGUCAUCGCAUGUGGACGCAUUGUGUUUGGAAACGGGACCACGCUGGAUUUCAAUGGUGAAGCUGAAUCUUCUACCUUGGUGUAUUUUCUGGGGACGGCUUUGGCACUCACCACCAUCCUGAUCGUUUCCCUGGCAUUCGCAGUGUACAAACUCUGCAAAAGACUCCACUGUGCAGAUUCUGGUACAUUUCAACCGACUUCAACCACAAUAACAGCGUUGAGUGAAGACGGAGAAACCCUUCAUUACGCUGCUGUGGAAAAGUUCAAGGGGAAAACUUCAAAAAGGAAGUCAACCACAAGUGAAUGCGUGUACUCUACAAUAAAGCAGUAACAGAAACAAAAAAGGUCUGCUGUA